This is a messenger RNA of Aspergillus versicolor CBS 583.65, 990 nucleotides long. RefSeq lists its product as uncharacterized. NCBI's taxonomy places the organism in Eukaryota, Fungi, Ascomycota, Eurotiomycetes, Eurotiales, Aspergillaceae. The record is from RefSeq and is a predicted model, not a curated record. The transcript is spliced from 2 exons. Bases 1 to 990 code for a protein of 329 amino acids.
AUGAGCGUCUUCACCCUCACCGGCUUUGGCAUUUCGGCCCUGCGCAACUUCUACGACUCCGCCCGGCUACUUGGUCUCUACCGACGAUACUAUGGACCAGCCGGGGGCGUCAUGCUGCAAGUAUUCGGCAGCAGCAUGGUCUGGAAGACGCAGCUGCAGGUCCUGACGUCCGACGACCCUGAAACCGCGAGUUUAUUCCGGACGGCGAAUCAGCAGGAGAGUAAUAUGGUUUCGAUAGCUGGGACUAUCUUGGCGCAAAUCGCCAUCACGGCGCUGCAGUUGGAUAAUGUAGAGAAAGUCCAUUGGACGUCGCAGGCCUGCUUCACUGUCAGUCUUGUCUCGUCGAUUAUAUCCGUCUACUACGCGACAAAACAGCAUAAGAUGCUUGGCCGGUGUCUCCACGCAGACGACAUCAAGAAAUGGAUACGGGGGCCGAAGCGCGGACCGUCAAGGGAUUCGGACGAGGACUGGUCUACGUAUGAUGUGCAGCUACCAUCUGUUGCUGCGGUGCUGACCAUAUCGGCACCUGUGGCGUUGCUCUCCGUUGCUGUUUAUGCAUUCCUCGUUGGUCUUGGGAUCUAUCAGGGCCUUGUUUGGCGAUAUGACCUUGGCGAUUCUUCUAAAGCAGGGAGUUUAGCCGUGUUUAUCGUCUUUGUUGUCUGCCUCUCCGCCUGCCACUCGCUAUAUGCCCUAUCCACUAUGGUCGCGUCCAGUCAGGUCAAUGACUACGAGAUCAGGCCGCAUUUGGAAAAGGCACUGCGGGGGGCUGUUUCGGCGACGCAGCCGGUUCAUGUUCAGCUGGGAGAGAUGGAUCGAGCGCCGACGUAUUCGACUGCGAUAGGGCCGUCGGUGUCAGAUACGAAGACGCGGAAGUUGGACAAUACAACUGAACUGCAGGCUGCGUUUCGAGAGGCAGCGGUGCUGAGGAGGAAUUUGGCUGCGGUUGAUGAACGGAUUGCGAUGUUGCUGGAGGGAAUGCAGGGCCGGUGA